Molecule: messenger RNA, 831 nt
Organism: Prunus persica (peach)
Lineage: Eukaryota; Viridiplantae; Streptophyta; Magnoliopsida; Rosales; Rosaceae
Exons: 1
Coding region: 1-831 (276 amino acids)
Biological process (GO): DNA integration
Molecular function (GO): nucleic acid binding
Source: RefSeq, a predicted model, not a curated record
AUGAUGAAAGACUGCAUUAAGUAUUCCAAAGGAUGUGAAGCUUGCCAAAGACAUGGACCAAUUCAGCAAGCUCCCUCAGUUCCCAUGAAUCCUGUGGUUAAACCGUGGCCUUUCAGAGGAUGGGCAAUGGAUCUCAUUGGCAAAAUCUAUCCAGCCAGCAGCAAACAACAUUGUUUAAUCAUUGUGGCUACAGACUAUUUCACCAAGUGGGUAGAAGCCAAGCCUAUUAAAUCUACUACAUCUCAAGAGAUCAUCACCUUCAUAGAAGAACUGAUUAUACAAAGAUUUGGUAUCCUAGAGUCAAUCACAACUGACAGGGGAUCUUCUUUCAUAUAUGGGGAAAUGCUAGAUAUGGCAGAAGCAUUCAAGUUCAAACUACUUCAAUCUACCCCUUACUAUGCUCAGGCUAAUGGACAGGCAGAAUCAAGUAACAAGGUGAUCAUCAACAUUAUCAGGAAAAUGCUUGAGAAAAAUCCAAAGCAGUGGCAUGAGAAAUUAUCAAAAACUCUCUGGGCAUAUAGAACUUCAAAGAGAGAGGCAACUGGUAUGACCCCAUAUGCUCUAACUUAUGGUCAUGAUGCAAUUCUGCCUAUGGAAAUAGCAGUCCAAUCUCUCAGAAUUGCUCAGCAACACAAUCUGAUUGGAGAAGACUAUUCUCAAGCAAUGCUGCUAGAACUAGAAGGUUUUAAUACCAGCAGAAUUGACACUCUCAACAAACUCUUAGCAGGAAAGCAGGCUAUAUCAAGGGCCUACAACAAAAGAGUUAAAAACAAGAGUUUUGAGGAAGGAGAAAUAGUCUGGAAACAAUUCUGCCCCUUGGAACACACAUAG